Olea europaea var. sylvestris is the source of this 2064-nucleotide messenger RNA. RefSeq names its product vacuolar iron transporter homolog 1-like. Gene Ontology annotation, cellular component: membrane. Gene Ontology annotation, molecular function: manganese ion transmembrane transporter activity; iron ion transmembrane transporter activity. The coding region runs from base 1345 to 2001 and encodes 218 amino acids. Lineage: Eukaryota; Viridiplantae; Streptophyta; Magnoliopsida; Lamiales; Oleaceae. The record is from RefSeq and is a predicted model, not a curated record. The transcript has a single exon. Gene Ontology annotation, biological process: intracellular manganese ion homeostasis.
UACCAAAUAUAUGAUAUGUAUUGAGCUCUUACAGGUUCCCGAAAAUAUGAUGAUGGUAUGAUAUUUUGAAGCAUAAUUUAAAUAUAUAUUUUUAUUCGGGAUUGCACCAAUAUUUUUCGUGUCCUAUUGAGUAUUUCCAUGUACUCACCAUUUUUCCCUACUCCUUACAUGUUAGAAUAAGUAGUUGUUUGGCAGGCGAUAAGGUGCAAUCAUAGUGUCUAGAUUUAUGGAACUCAAUAAAUUAAAUCCGGUGUAAUGUGACUGUGAAUUUUAUUUUCAGCAUUUGUUUUAGUUUUAUUAUUAUGUGGAUUUAUGAUUUGGAACACACUUUAUUUGGUUAUGUUUUUCAUAUGGUUUAUUUUUAUUGAUGGAACUAAAAAUUUCAUAUUGGGAUGUUUGAUAUGCUUAUUUAAUUAUGGAAUGAAACUUUUAGUAACAAUUUAAAUAUUAAAAUUUGGGUCAUUACAUUCUUCCUCUUCCCUUGCCCGAAACAAAAUAGGAAGAGAGCCAAUAGAUCGCUCCCCAAUAGCGAGUUGCGAUCAGCUCUUUCUCUUCCUAUCACUAGGUCGGUCCGUCGGAUUAUAGUGCUUGACAAUUCUAUUAGUACAAUACUGAUGUCCUUCGGGAUCAAAGAAUUCGAGUCUCACGUCAUUAUCACGGUAUCUAACGAAGAUACUUGCAAGUUUCUUUGAAAUUCUCGUGGCCAAAAAGGUUGGAGACUGCAAAAAGGAAAUAUUUGUAGUGGAGUUUAAAAGCUUCAAUGUAAAGCAAACGACUGCGCACAAUUUCAAUUAAUUAGACAAGCUCCUUCCAAUUUUAUAUUAUACCAUUUAGUGCUCUCGUAAACAGCAAUCCACUUUUAGGGAGGCCACUUUGAUGAAUCCUACCCAUGGAAAGAAAGAUGGGCUCGUGAUAAGUUAGUCUGUCCGGUCUUGUUUAGUUGAGCAUAGCUAACACGAAAAAGAAUAAUCAAGCGAGAGAUAGAAGUAUACAGUCUCAGAGCCGAUUGAGUCGUGUAUAGUGGACAGCACUGGAUAUUACAACUAAGCAGUAUUUCGUAUGUUUAUGUCGUUAAUCUUGUCUAGUUAUGUGAGUCUAACAGCCAAAUAUUAAAAGAGAAGUGCUUGGAUUAAAGAGCCACAAUGGUUUGUGCUCCUCUUUUUACUUUUUUAUUUUCUUUCUGCACCAUUUAAUCCUGUAUACAUGCCCAUUAACACGGAUUAUUCUUUAGUUUCCCUUCAGUAUAUAUAACCCUUCAUUCAUUCAUGAAGCAUUGCGCCUUCAAGAAGCAACUUAUCAUUAGUAAAAACAACUUAUUUAGCUGCUACUUAGCCUUAAUUCUUCAUGGCUGCCCCAAACCAAGUGCAAAUUGUGAUCCCUGAGCACAAUGUACUACAAAAUCAGUGCAAUUUUCAUGAAGACAUAAAGGACUUUGAUUACUCACGAAGAGCACAAUGGCCUCGUGCUGCUGUGCUCGGAGCCAACGAUGGCUUGGUAUCCAUUGCAUCAUUAAUGAUGGGAGUUGGAGCGGUUAAAGAAGAUGCCAAGGUGAUGGUUCUUACUGGAUUCGCAGGACUAUUUGCCGGUACUUGUAGCAUGGCAAUUGGAGAGUUCGUCUCCGUGUACUCUCGACUAGACAUAGAAAUUGCUCAAAUGAAGAGAGAAAAGAGAUUGACAAAUGAUGGACAGAAUGAAGGAGAACUGGAAAAGGAAAAACUCCGCAAUCCUUUGCAGGCAGCCAUGGCAUCAGCCCUGGCAUUUUCGUUAGGCGCCGUUGUACCAUUACUUGCAGCUGCAUUUAUAGAAAAUUAUAAGGUGAGGCUAGAAGCAGUGGUGGCGGCAGUCACCUUAGCAUUGGUUUCUUCUGGAGGAAUUGGGGAGGUGAUGGGUGGGGCUUCGGUGGCUAGAUCUUGUUCUAGGGGAGUGGUGAGUGGGUGGAUGGCUAUGGGUGUCACAUUUGGUCUUACAAAGUUACUUGGCUCCAAUAGCCCGGAAAUGUGAUUGCCAAGUUCAUCUCCAAUUUUAUUUUUUUAAAUUUGUGGAAUAAAACUCAGGUUGCGGACA